Molecule: messenger RNA, 597 nt
Organism: Papaver somniferum (opium poppy)
Lineage: Eukaryota; Viridiplantae; Streptophyta; Magnoliopsida; Ranunculales; Papaveraceae
Exons: 4
Coding region: 196-570 (124 amino acids)
Source: RefSeq, a predicted model, not a curated record
AUGCUUAUUCUGAUGAAGUGUCUGUUGUAGCAGCACACAAUUUUUAUUUGUUCUGGUUUAUGCUUAUUUUGAUUAGUUUGGUCAUUUAUUUCAGUGGUUGUCUCAGAUCUAAGUAAGAGUUUGUGACAGGAUGGUUGAAAAACUUUCAAAAGUGGUGCUUGGAAACGAAGAACCUGUUGUGUUGUCCAAUGCUCAAUGAUUACUUGCAGUUAUGUACUAUGCAGACCUUCAACUUCUAGUGGACCAUGUUCUUCGAUCUCCUGUUCUAGCGAAAUCAUACAGUUUGGGUGUGAAUCCGACUAUGAAAUGAGAUGCAUUAACGAGAUGCGCUUGGGUAUUUUUUUUUAUUCUUGUCCCAACAGUUUGAAACCUGGAAUUUUGUUCGUUGGUAUACAUCCAUCCGAGGAUGGCUCUCUUGCUCGUUGCACUCUCAAUCACCACAUACUUCUGAAAUGGAUCUUAAAAUGCAAUAGCAAGCUCUUUGACCUAUCAGUUUCUGACUUAAAACCAAGUGCAGCUACUUCCUAUUUCAAGUGUUGCAGAUUCCUCUUCUUCAAAGACACCACCUGACAAGGACCGGGACUAUGGAGAAGCAUU